Protopolystoma xenopodis is the source of this 558-nucleotide messenger RNA. NCBI's taxonomy places the organism in Eukaryota, Metazoa, Platyhelminthes, Monogenea, Polystomatidea, Polystomatidae. The record is from the annotation of a GenBank genome assembly.
AUGUCAACAUGCCUAGUUUUUGUGUUUGGCGCGCUUAUCGAAUAUGCAGUUGCCAACGUGUUGGCGCGCAAAGCAAGCCUGGCUCGAAUAAAAUAUCGCAACCGGGCCGAUCAUACGACAAGAGUGAUACGGUCAUCCUUCGCCAACGAUAGGCCCUCUUGGAGGAGAGUAACGGUGCCAGGAAACGCUGAUGAAGAGGCGACUAAAGUUGACGGCGAGGAAAAAGCGGAGAAUGAGCCUGAAAUGAUGGCCAGGCCGAAAAGGGAGGCAGUUCUGUCUGUCUCCAGACGCUGGCGUUUGCCUCGCUCACGCACGCUUCUGUACCCAACAAAAAAAGACGCCUGGGUUGGGGAGAAUUGUGAUGACAAGUUCCGCGAGGAGGACGACAUCAACGAAGAGGUCGGCGAAGGCUACACGGAGCCGUGUGGAGAAGAAGAAGAAGACGCAAGCUGUUCCUGCGUCGAUGCAGAUUGUGAGAUCAGGCGCGGACGUAAAGCCGACGCUGUGGACGAGCAGACAAUGAGCUGUGCCGGUGGUGGCUGCUGCUUCAGCAAACGA